AUGCAGGUGGGCCGACCCUUUGACGACGACUUGCGCCGAUUCCGCGGCGACGCGCGCGUGGCCGUCGCCCCCGUCGGCGCUGCAUUCCAUCGCCCCGCCCCCAAGACCUUCGCCGCUAUGGUGCCGGUCGAAGAGAUCCGGCUGGAUGUGGGCCCCAAGACCCUGUGCCAGGGACGCCGACGCAGCGAUAUCCAGCGGCAAGGCAGUCUGGAAGACAUCCGACCUGCGUCGCCCAUGGCCGGCAAGCCCAAGGACCUGAGCUUCCUCGGGCGCGUGCAUUCGUCGUGGACAGAGGUGGAGAGCGAGCCUGGCACGGCGGAGCUGUCGGUCGCUAGCGGCGAUCACCUGCUCUCGUUCCGUGACGAGGCCGCCGGCUCCUUCCGCAGCAUGGAAGUGCUGACCUGCUUCCGAUCAGAAGUGCGGCGGGGACUGCGUCUACUGUUGAAGGCAGCGACCGCGGAGCAGUGGCACAUGUGCUGGGCCGUGCUGUUGUCGAUGUUCCUGCUGCCGAUGAUCCUCGCGCUCAUGGUGGUGGCCGGCGUGGGCUUUGUCGUGUUAUCCACGUGGGUGGCCAUCGCCGCCGCCGUGGUGUAUCCGCUCGCGUACAUCAACCCGAGAUUGUACAGCUACACCACGGACUCGUAG
Messenger RNA from Phytophthora sojae, 645 nucleotides. RefSeq lists its product as hypothetical. The record is from RefSeq and is a predicted model, not a curated record. The transcript has a single exon. Bases 1 to 645 code for a protein of 214 amino acids. Lineage: Eukaryota; Oomycota; Peronosporomycetes; Peronosporales; Peronosporaceae.